CGGCCGAUCGAUGAAGAUUGCAGUGGUGUGGGCGAUUCUCUUGGUGUGGACAUCAUGCACCGAAGCAACUUGUGAUGCAGACGCUCAGUGCACCAUGGACGAGCGCAGUCAACUUAACUUCGACAUCGUCGAAAGCGUUGUCUUGGCCUCAUCCGUGUCACGCGUCCAUCGAUACACCGCCGCGUCGUACGCAGCCAACGACCCGAACGAAGAUCGAUACGUAGUGCAAGUUGACUCGGACGCAGUGUUCGCGUCCGUCUUGGACGGCCACGGGGGCUGGCAGGUGGCCGAGUACGUGAACAAGCACUUGGUCAACGACACCGCCGCCCUGCUUCGAGAUGUCGCUUCGAACGACCCCACCUACAUCGCAUCGUUGUUGUCGAGUGCGUUCGUGGCCACCGACGACGCGAUGCGCACCCUCCUGCUUCCAGCCUUUCAGUUGGGAUUCGGGGAAGUGAACCGCGUGGGUGCGUGCUCGAUGCUGGCGUAUGCAAAAGAGGACACUUUGGUCGUGGCCAACGCCGGCGACGUAAGAGCGGUGCUAGCGUCGAUCGAUGCCUCGGGGGGGCUGGUGGCAACACCCCUGAGCACCGACCACAACGCCAAGCACGCGUCCGAACAAGCUCGGUUGGUCGCAGACCAUCCAAAUGAGUCCAACUUGGUCAUGUGUCAGUCGCGCGAGGCGUGCUACGUCAAAGGCGGCUUGCAGCCCACUCGCGCGUUGGGCGACUUUGCCUUCAAAUAUGAAGAAUUCAACACGUUUCCUCUCGGUCCCAAGCAUAAAGGCGGCGGUCGCUUCAUCCCGCAGCCAUACACACCGCCAUACGUGCUGGCAGUUCCGGAAAUCCAAGUACAUACGUUGACGGAUGCUGAUCACUUUCUUAUUUUGGGAAGCGAUGGACUAUGGGAUGACCUGUCCAACGAAGAAGCGGUGAAAAUUGUCGCUCAUUUCGCGUCUCGUGGUCUGCACAACCUAGCCGCCCAGGCAUUGAUUGACCAGGUGAUCGCCAAGACAGCUGAUGGAUUCCAAGUGCGUGCGGCCGAUAUUGCCGCCUUGAUACCAGGACGCAAACGACGUCAAGUCCACGAUGACACGACCGUCGUGGUGCUAUUUUUCCAGCCGUCAUCAGCAUGUUCCGUACGAACAACAUAAUCGAGCACUAAUUACUAAAGUAUUAACUACCUCAAUUGAAUUCGA
This is a messenger RNA of Aphanomyces astaci, 1198 nucleotides long. RefSeq lists its product as hypothetical. The record is from RefSeq and is a predicted model, not a curated record. Bases 11 to 1153 code for a protein of 380 amino acids. Lineage: Eukaryota; Oomycota; Saprolegniomycetes; Saprolegniales; Verrucalvaceae. The transcript has 8 exons. Gene Ontology annotation, molecular function: protein serine/threonine phosphatase activity. Gene Ontology annotation, biological process: protein dephosphorylation.